UCCAACAAUCUAUUCGCUACUAUAUGCAGUCAACAGUUAGUCGCUUUCGCCUGGAAAGUGGAAAUAAACUAAAUCAAAGUAUAUUUUUGUAAAUAAUAAGUGUUUGUGUCUUAAAAUGAUAUCAGUAACUUGUGUAGCCCCUGUGAAUAUAGCUUUAAUAAAAUAUUGGGGAAAGCGUCAUGAAGACUUGAUACUGCCCGUCAAUGAUUCCAUUAGCAUGACUCUUAGCACAGAUGAUUUGUGCGCCAAGACUACAGUAACUGCUUCAGAAACUUUCGAACAGAAUCGAAUGUGGUUAAAUGGAGAUGAGGUGCCUUUUGAAGAGAGUUCACGUUUGCAACGCUGUUUAAAAGAAGUUCACCGCCUGGCACUAAAGAAUGGCAAUCAGAAGGUUCCUCCAUCCUGGAAGAUACACAUUGCGUCGGUUAACAAUUUUCCUACCGCUGCUGGACUGGCAUCCAGUGCAGCAGGCUAUGCCUGCCUGGUAUACUCCCUAUCUCGACUUUAUAACAUCCCGCUAAACGAAGAGCUAACAACUGUGGCACGACAAGGUAGUGGAUCAGCAUGUCGCAGCUUAUAUGGCGGAUUUGUACAAUGGCAUCGUGGUGCUCUUGAUAAUGGCAUUGAUUCGGUGGCCAAACCAAUUGCAUCAUCAACACACUGGCCAAACAUGCAUGUACUCAUAUUGGUUGUUAAUGAUGAACGGAAAAAGACUGGUUCGACAAAAGGAAUGCAGCAGACGGUGAAAACAUCACAAUUGAUAAAGCAUCGUGUAGAGAAAGUUGUACCUGAGAGGAUAACACAAUUAAGGGAAGCAAUUGCUAAUCAUGACUUUCAAACAUUCGCCGAGAUUACGAUGAAGGACUCAAAUCAGUUUCACGCCGUUGCCUUGGAUACUUAUCCACCAUGUGUGUAUAUGAACGAUGUAUCUCAUAGGAUUGUAUCUUUUGUUCACGACUAUAACGAGAUAAUGGGAAGCUAUCAUGCUGCAUACACCUUCGACGCUGGACCAAAUGCUUGCCUAUACGUAUUGGAGGAAAAUGUUCCGAGUCUUCUGAAUGCAGUUCAAAAAGUGUUUCCAAGUGAUAUAAUGGAUAGUGCUGCGUACUUACGUGGUCUUGCCGUUCCAAAACUAGAUAGUAAUCCGAAAAUUGAGGCUUCUCAAAAAAUCAAAAUCGAAUCAUUAGAUAGUCAUGCAAAAAAUGCCUUUAGAUAUAUAAUUCAUACAAAAGUUGGUGAAGGGCCAAGAGAAUUAAGCGCAGAUAAUAGUUUAUUGUUUAAUGGACUUCCGUUGGACCACAAGGGGUAAUAUUCAAUACUUUUAUAAUAAUUCAUCUGCCUAAGGCAUUGUUUUAAACUAUUGAAACAGUGGGUGGAGUGUUUAUAACAUGAAAAUUAUAUAAAAAUGUUUACACAAAUAUUUAUUUAUUUAUAUUUUUAUAAGAAUACCACUAACAAUAUCAUUUUAUAACAAAUAAAGCUUUAUGGAAACUGAAA
Messenger RNA from Drosophila eugracilis, 1497 nucleotides. RefSeq names its product diphosphomevalonate decarboxylase (gene Mvd). The record is from RefSeq and is a predicted model, not a curated record. Gene Ontology annotation, molecular function: diphosphomevalonate decarboxylase activity; ATP binding. Gene Ontology annotation, cellular component: cytosol. NCBI's taxonomy places the organism in Eukaryota, Metazoa, Arthropoda, Insecta, Diptera, Drosophilidae. Bases 116 to 1309 code for a protein of 397 amino acids. Gene Ontology annotation, biological process: isopentenyl diphosphate biosynthetic process, mevalonate pathway; isoprenoid biosynthetic process. The transcript is spliced from 4 exons.